AUGGCCACUCUGGAAUGGCCUCGACUGUGCUCCCACGUGGCUCAGUUUGCAUCCACAACUCUGGGCAGACAAGAAGCUCUGCAGCUGCAGCUCCUAGCGGAGACCAGGGCAGUCAAUGUGCUGGAGGCAGAGUAUGCAGCUGACCUGGAUUUUGGAGGCAUCUCCACAUCGGUGGCACAGGAGGGGAUAAAAAGGGCGUCACGGGGAGGCAUGCUGACAGCGGCGCAGCUGGCGGCUGUGGCCGGGCUGCUGGCAGGUGCCGUCAGGCUGCAGCGCGCGAUAUUGUCCGCUGCCGGGCAGGAGGGCCGGCUGACCGAGGAGAGCGCCCUGUGGCCCGUCGUCUCCACCGUCAAGGGGCUGCCAGGGCAUGCGGAGAUCGUGGCGGGGGUGAACUCCGCUCUAGACGAGGGCGCCAAGGUGCGCGAGGGCGCGAGCGAGGACGUGCGGCGGACGCGCGGGCGGUGCCGGACGCUGGAGGGACGCCUGCGCUCGCUGCUCAAGGGCUUCCAGGGGGAGGUCUCCGAGCAGUCGGGGCGGCUGUGCUGUGGGCGGCUGUGCGUGGCGGUGGCGGCUGCCGAGAAGCCGCCCAGGGGCGUGCUGCUGGGCAGCGCCGCGGGCAUCAUCUACCUGGAGCCCCCCGCCGCUGUACCUUUGAAUAACGAGCUGGCAGCCGCGCGUGGAGAGGCCUACGCGGCCGAGGAGGCCGUGCUGUGGCGGCUGACCGGACUGGUCGUGGACGCUGAAGAGGACGUCCGCCGCGCGUUGGAAAUUGUUCUGUGGCUGGACCUGACAGCGGCCAAGGCGCGGUAUGGCCGCUGGAUCAACGGAGAGUUGCCAACCUUUGCAGAAUUUGCGCGCACCACAAAGGCUCGGACGAGCAGGCAGAAGGAGGCACAGGCGCUGCAGCGGGCCACAGCAUCGCCAAAAGAGGCUGAUGAUGAGUUCUUGAUCAGGUUGCGCAGGCUUAGGCACCCGCUACUGCAUGCAGACUACCUGAUCUGGAAGGAGGCAGCCGCCAGGAAUCAGCCUCAGAGCAGCAGAGCAGCCAGCGCAGGGCCCCUCAGGCGCCUGUCCAACCGGAAAGAUGUCAUGGCGCGCAACUCAGGCAUGCUCGUAGAGGAUGAGCCAUCUGAGGAGGAAGCUGCCUCAGAGGAGGGACACGAGGGAACACCGAAACCGCCAGUGCCCAUCGACAUCUGCAUGAAGCCCGACACGCGCUGCGUCAUCAUCACCGGACCCAACACAGGCGGCAAGACCGCCACCCUCAAAGCAUUUGGGCUGGCGGUGUUGAUGGCCAAGGCGGGACUGCCGGUGCCGGCGGCUGCGCCGGUGCGGCUGGCGCCGUUUUCCGGCGUGCUGGCCGACAUCGGCGACGAGCAGAGCCUGGCCGCCAACCUGUCCACAUUCUCCGGCCACCUCCGCCGCAUCCAGGCGCUGCGGCGGGAGGCGGAUGGGCGGUCGCUAGUGCUGCUGGAUGAGGUGGGCACGGGCACCGACCCGGCGGAGGGCGCCGCGCUCGGCAUCGCGCUUCUGCGCGCCCUGGCCGCCGGCGGCGCGCGCGGCGCGGCCAUCACCGACGGCCGCUUUGAGAACGCGAGCGUGGAAUUCGAUGAGGCCGCGCUGGCGCCGACGUACCGGCUGAUGUGGGGCAUCCCCGGCCGCUCCAACGCGCUCAACAUCGCCUCCCGCCUCGGCCUCAACGCUGACAUCAUUGCUGACGCACGCGACCGCAUGGGCACCGCACAGGCGGAGGUGGACGAUGCCAUUGCUGAGCUGGAGGGUCUGCGAAAAGCAGCAGAAGGGGACGAGGUGGCCGGCAUCAAACUCAAAAAGCAGGCCACCACCAUUCAGGUCAAGCUGAGCCAGAUGCGGUAA
This is a messenger RNA of Coccomyxa subellipsoidea C-169, 1875 nucleotides long. RefSeq lists its product as hypothetical. Lineage: Eukaryota; Viridiplantae; Chlorophyta; Trebouxiophyceae; Coccomyxaceae. Gene Ontology annotation, molecular function: ATP binding; mismatched DNA binding; ATP hydrolysis activity. Bases 1 to 1875 code for a protein of 624 amino acids. Gene Ontology annotation, cellular component: nucleus. The transcript has 14 exons. Gene Ontology annotation, biological process: mismatch repair; negative regulation of DNA recombination. The record is from RefSeq and is a predicted model, not a curated record.